Messenger RNA from Echinococcus granulosus, 1362 nucleotides. RefSeq names its product Spliceosome RNA helicase BAT1. Lineage: Eukaryota; Metazoa; Platyhelminthes; Cestoda; Cyclophyllidea; Taeniidae. Gene Ontology annotation, molecular function: RNA helicase activity; ATP binding; RNA binding. The coding region runs from base 1 to 1362 and encodes 453 amino acids. The transcript has 6 exons. Gene Ontology annotation, biological process: mRNA splicing, via spliceosome; mRNA export from nucleus. The record is from RefSeq and is a predicted model, not a curated record.
AUGGGCACUCUGCUGCGUCAGACUUUUCUAGGUCUUUUAGCGAUGGCUGAUGAAAAUGAGCUCUUGGAUUACGAUGAGGAGGAUCAGGAAACCGUACAGGAUUCCAAAUCAAAUGGUGAUAUUCAGGCCAAAAGAGCUGUGAAGGGUGACUAUGUCACCGUUCAUUGCUCCGGCUUCCGUGACUUCAUUCUUAAACCCGAGGUCUUGAGAGCUAUUGUGGACUGUGGCUUUGAGCAUCCAUCAGAGGUUCAGCAUGAGUGUAUUCCUCAGGCCAUUCUUUCGAUGGACGUUCUUUGCCAGGCCAAGUCGGGAAUGGGCAAGACCGCUGUCUUUGUCAUUGCCACGCUGCAGCAGUUAGAUCCUGAGGAGAGUGGUAUUACUCGAGUCAUCGUCCUCUGUCACACUCGCGAAUUGGCCUAUCAAAUCAGCAAAGAGUACGAGCGUUUCUCCAAGUACAUGCCUAAAAUUAAGGUAAGCGUGGUUAUUUUAAUUCUGGUCAUCGUGUCCCAGGUUGGGGUCUUUUUCGGUGGAAUGCCACUUAGAAAGGACAUCGAAUCGCUGAAUAAGUGCGCGCCACAUAUUGUGGUGGGCACCCCUGGACGUAUUCUUGACCUUAUUCGUAACAAGGCAUUGAAGCUGGACCACAUUAGGCACUUCAUCAUCGACGAAUGCGACAAGAUGCUCGAUACCCUCGACAUGCGUCGUGACGUCCAGGACAUCUUUCGCAUGACGCCGCGUUGUAAACAAGUUAUGAUGUUUAGCGCAACCAUGAGCAAAGAGAUUCGUCCCGUCUGUCGCAAUUUUAUGCAAGAUCCUCUGGAAAUCUUUAUUGACAACGACUCCAAGUUGACCCUGCACGGGCUGCGUCAACACUACGUCAAGGUGAAGGAGAACGAGAAGAAUAGGAAGCUCUUUGAGCUGCUCGAUGAGCUGCAGUUCAACCAAGUUAUAAUUUUCGUCAAGUCGGUUCAGCGUUGCAUCGCCCUGGCGCAGCUUCUCGUCGACCAAAACUUCCCUGCCAUCGCAAUGCACCGUGCAAUGUCCCAGGAGGAGCGGUUGGAGCGUUAUCAGGCUUUCAAAAACUUCCACAAGCGUCUUCUCGUGGCUACGAAUCUCUUUGGUCGUGGAAUGGACAUUGAACGUGUGAAUAUUGUUUUCAACUACGAUAUGCCCGAGGACUCGGAUACAUAUCUGCACAGAGUUGCGCGAGCUGGUCGCUUUGGUACCAAGGGUCUGGCAAUCACGUUCAUUUCGGACGAACACGACGCCAAUAUUCUGAACGAUGUCCAGAAUCGAUUCGAGGUAAACAUCAGUGAGCUACCUGACGUCAUGGAGAUUGCCAGCUACAUGGAGGACCGUUAA